AUGCGACUAAUCAGUUCAAUUGCCUCAGCACAACCGGAAGACUCAUUAAAUCAUGCAUGUCUGCGGGAUCUUCGAACGACUAAUCCUCAAGAUGACAAGGGCCGCAUCGAAAGAACCAACGGAGGGUUGCUCAUAGACUCGUACCGCUGGGUUUUAGACAACAAGCAGUUCAGACAGUGGCAAGACAACCAGAGCAGCCGUCUCCUCUGGAUCAAGGGUGAUCCUGGCAAAGGCAAGACAAUGCUACUGUGGGGGAUCAUUAACGAAUUAACCCUAUCGAUCGGAGAUAAUGGAAAUAUCUCCUUCUUCUUUUGCCAAGCUACGGACGUACGAAUCAAUACUGCAACAGCAGUGCUUCGUGGCUUAAUAUAUUCACUGGUCGUGAAGCAGGCAUCGCUUCUAUCGCAUGUUCGGAGCCGGUACGAUCAAGCUGGAAAGACCCUGUUUGAGGACAUCAAUGCAUGGAAUGCGCUCUCAAAUAUUAUGAACAAUAUUUUGAAAGAUCCAACCUUACAGAAUACUUAUCUGGUGAUCGAUGCGCUAGACGAAUGCACAACGGACCUCCCUCUCCUUCUGGACUUAGUUAUUCAGCAAUCGUCCACACACUCGCACGUGAAGUGGAUUGUCUCAAGCCGCAAUUGGCCUAGUAUCGAAGAGCAUCUGAAUACUGGAACGCAGACAGCGCCCAUCUCAUUAGAGCUAAAUGAGACAUGCGUAUCAAAUGCUGUGGUACAGUUCAUUCAGCAUAAGGUUCACCAAUUGGCAGAAGUCAAAAAGUAUAAAGAUGAACUCCGCGAUGCCGUUCAGCGUCACUUAUCGUCAAACUCACAAGGCACUUUCCUCUGGGUGGCACUGGUUUGUCAAGAUCUCAACAGGACAUCGCGGAGGCAUGUCCUUAAAAAACUUAAGGAGUUCCCUCCUGGACUGGAUGCUUUAUACGGUCGAAUGAUUGAUCAGGUUCGAACGUCUGAAGAUGCUGAGCUCUGCAAGCGAAUACUGGCUGUUAUGUCAAUUGCGUAUCGGCCUAUCACUCUUGACGAAUUAACCGCCCUAGUCGAGUUGCCUGAUGAUCUCGCCGAUGACAAGGAAGCGUUACUGGAAAUCAUCGUAAUUUGUGGCUCUUUUCUUACGUGGCGUGAGGACGUAAUUGUUUUCGUCCAUCAGUCUGCAAGGGAAUUCCUGCUCGAAAAGGGACGGAUCGAGGUGUUUCCGGAGAAUCAAGAAGCCGAACAUCUUGCAGUUUUCUUGCGAUCUCUACAAACUAUGCUCAAGACACUUCAGCAUAAUAUCCUCGAUAUUAAGCUUGUUGGAAAUUCUACCGAGGGACUCACACACCCACGUUCGAAUCCUCUGGCAGCUGUAAAAUACGCGUGUGUGUAUUGGGUUGACCACCUUUUAGAAGGUUGGUGUGGUGAAAAUAAGUAUCACAGCCUUGAUAAUGGAGGCUGUGUGGAUAGGUUUUUACGGCAGAAAUACCUUCACUGGCUCGAAUGCCUCAGCAUUUUAGGAUGCGUACCAGAAGGAAUUGCCGCUAUGCUGAAACUGGAGAAUUUACUCCGGAAAAAAGGAUUGUCACAGGACCUGCUAGACCGAGUUCAAGACGCGUCCCGAUUCAUUCGCUACUACAGACAUGCAAUCGAAAGUAGCCCCCUUCAAGUAUACAGUUCAGGACUUGUCUUUAGCCCAACUCAAAGUACCACGAGGAUAUGUUAUCAGAAAGAGAAACCAGAUUGGAUUUUGAACAGCCCAGUGGUAGAUGAAAGAUGGAGUUCAUGUCUUCAAACACUCGAGGGACAUAGUGGGUCAGUCACGUCCACUGUCUGGUCGCCGGAUGGAAGCCGACUCGCAUCAGCGUCGGAUGAUAAGACCGUCAGGAUCUGGGAUACGGCUACCGGCCGGUGCGCGUCUACCCUCGAGGGGCAUAGGCGCUCAGCCAUGUCGAUUGCCUGGUCUCCAGAUGGAAGCCGACUCGCAUCAGCGUCGCAUGAUACGACUGUAAGGAUCUGGGAUUCGGUCACCGGCCAGUGCGUGGCUAUCCUCAGGGGGCAGAGAGCCUGCGUCAUGUCGAUUGCCUGGUCGCCAGAUGGAAGCCGACUCGCAUCAACGUCCUUGGAUAGGACCGUAAGGAUCUGGAAUUCGGCCACCGGCCAGUGCGCGUCUACCCUCGAGGGGCAUAGUAGUUCGGUCACGUCGAUUGCCUGGUCGCCAGAUGGAAGCCGACUCGCAUCAGCGUCGGAUGAUAAGACCGUCAGGAUCUGGGAUACGGCUACCUGCCAGUGCGCGUCUACCCUCAAGAGGCAGAGAGCCUGCAUCAUAUCGAUUGCCUGGUCGCCAGAUGGAAGCCGACUCGCAUCAGCGUCCUUGGAUAGGACCGUCAGGAUCUGGGAUCCGGCCACCGGCCAGUGCGCGUCUACCCUUAAGGGACAUAGGUUAACGAUCACCUCGAUUGCCUGGUCGCCAGAUGGAAGCCGACUCGUAUCAGCGUCCUUGGAUAGGACCGCCCGGAUUUGGGAUCUGGCUACCGGCCAGUGCGCGUCUACCCUCGAGGGGCAUAGUAGCUCGGUCAUGUCGAUUGCCUGGUCUCCAGAUGGAAGCCAACUCGCAUCAGCGUCGCAUGAUACGAAUCUUAGGAUCUGGGAUCCAGCCACCGGCCAGUGCGCGUCUACCCUCGAGGGGCAUAGUCGCUCAGUCAUGUCCAUUGCCUGGUCUCCAGAUGGAAGCCGACUCGCAUCAGCGUCGCAUGAUACGAAUCUCAGGAUCGGGGAUCCAGCCACCGGCCAGUGCGCGUCUACCCUCGAAGGGCAUAGUCGCUCAGUCAUGUCGAUUGCCUGGUCUCCAGAUGGAAGCCAACUCGCAUCAGCGUCGCAUGAUACGAAUCUCAGGAUCUGGGAUCCGGCCACCGGCCAGUGCGCGUCUACCCUCGAGGGGCAUAGCAGUUCGGUCACAUCGAUUGCCUGGUCGCCAGAUGGAAGCCGACUCGCAUCAGCGUCGGAUGAUAAGACCGUCAGGAUCUGGGAUACGGCUACCGGCCAGUGCGCGUCUACCUUUAAGGGACAUACGUUAAUGAUCACCUUGAUUGCCUGGUCGCCAGAUGGAAGCCGACUCGCAUCAGCGUCCUUGGAUUGCACCGCCCGGAUUUGGGAUCUGGCUACCGGCCAGAGCGCGUCUAUCCUCGAGGGGCAUGGUAGCUCGGCCAUAUCGAUUGCCUGGUCUCCAGAUGGACGCCGACUCGCAUCAACCUCGCAUGAUUCGACCGUGAGGAUUCGUGAUCUGGGCACCGGCCAGUGCGCGUCUACCCUUACGGGACACAGUCAUAUAGUCACCUCGAUUGCCUGGUCGCCAGAUGGAAGCCGACUCGCAUCAGCGUCGAAAGAUAAGUCUGUCAAGAUCUGGGAUCCAACCACUGGCCAGUGCGUGUCGACACUUGAUGUUCACGCUCUUCGCGGUCCACUGAGCCUGUUGGGCCGAGUCCUAGUGGUUCGACCUUGCCAGGAAUAUAUGGGCUUGGCUUAUGUGACCGCUCUUCCUGGAUAA
Molecule: messenger RNA, 3534 nt
Organism: Penicillium crustosum
Lineage: Eukaryota; Fungi; Ascomycota; Eurotiomycetes; Eurotiales; Aspergillaceae
Exons: 3
Coding region: 1-3534 (1177 amino acids)
Biological process (GO): negative regulation of transcription by RNA polymerase II
Cellular component (GO): transcription repressor complex; nucleus
Molecular function (GO): protein binding
Source: RefSeq, a predicted model, not a curated record